Molecule: messenger RNA, 297 nt
Organism: Didymodactylos carnosus
Lineage: Eukaryota; Metazoa; Rotifera; Eurotatoria; Philodinida; Philodinidae
Source: the annotation of a GenBank genome assembly
AUGAUGAGAAUGCCAAAAAGUGAAUUAUUUGCAUCAAUCAAUGCAUUAGCUGCUCAAGAAUUUAAUCAACUAUGUGUAAUUGAUAAUUUGAUGGCUUAUGGAACGUUAGAUAUUAUACGUGGUCAACAGACAGUGUUUCCGCACAGCCGAAAAUGGAUGUUAAAAGAUGGGUCAGAGACAGGUAUUUCAUCUCCAUUUGCUCUUGUAACAGGUAUGUCGCCUGAAACGAAGUUAAACGCUUAUGAAUGGUCACCUCGUGCAGUGCUGCUGAGACAAGAAUAUUUUACAGAAACAUAA